CGGCCACGCGGUCCCCGGCUCGCGGCUCCCAAUGCGCCCGCUCGGCCUCGUCUACACUCUGGUCUGCGCCAACUUUUGCAGCUAUCGGGACGCGUCUGCAGCCCCGCAGAGCGCAUCCAUCAAAGCUCUGCGCAACGCCAACCUCAGGCGAGAUGACAGCAAUCACCUCACAGACUUGUACCGAAGAGACGAGACCAUCCAGGUGACGGGAAACGGCCACGUGCAGAGUCCUCGCUUCCCCAACAGCUACCCCAGGAACCUGCUGCUGACGUGGCGGCUCCGGUCGCGGGACAAGACAAGGAUACAGCUCGCCUUUGACCAGCAGUUUGGGCUGGAGGAAGCCGAAAAUGAGAUCUGCAGGUAUGAUUUUGUGGAAGUCGAAGAUGUAUCUGAAACCAGUACCAUAAUUAGAGGACGGUGGUGUGGACACAAGGAAGUUCCUCCAAGGAUAACAUCAAGAACAAACCAAAUAAAAAUAACAUUCAAGUCCGAUGACUACUUCGUGGCUAAACCUGGAUUCAAGAUUUAUUAUUCCAUUGUGGAAGAUUUCCAACCCGCAGCAGCCUCAGAGACCAACUGGGAGUCAGUCACAAGCUCUAUCUCAGGGGUAUCCUAUCACUCUCCAUCAGUAACGGACCCCACCCUCACGGCGGACGCCCUGGACAAGACAGUCGCAGAGUUUGAUACUGUGGAAGACCUACUCAAGCACUUCAAUCCAGAGUCAUGGCAGGAAGACCUUGAGAAUCUCUAUUUGGACACUCCCCAUUAUCGGGGCAGGUCCUACCACGACAGGAAGUCAAAAGUCGACCUGGACAGGCUCAAUGACGACGUCAAGCGCUACAGCUGUACUCCCAGGAAUUAUUCCGUCAACUUAAGAGAGGAGCUGAAGCUGACGCAUGUGGUCUUCUUUCCCCGCUGCCUCCUCGUGCAGCGCUGUGGGGGCAACUGUGGCUGUGGGACCGCGAACUGGAAAUCCUGCACGUGCAGUUCUGGGAAGACUGUGAAAAAGUAUCAUGAGGUGUUGAAGUUCGAGCCGGGCCAUUUCAAGAGGAGGGGCAGAGCAAAGCACAUGGCUCUCGUCGACAUCCAGCUGGACCAUCACGAGCGCUGCGACUGUGUCUGCAGCUCAAGACCGCCUCGAUAAAGGGGUGUGCACACACUUACCCUGAGCACGAAUGAAUCCGUAGUUUGACGGGGGUGUGGCGAGAGACCCUUUUCCUCCCAGCCACCGAACUUAACUACUAGCCUGCAAAGCAAUGAAUACAAGUGGUUGCUGAGUUUCAACCCAGCUUGGUUAGCCGUGGCAAGUAGCAAGGUAUAUCGUCAACGUCUAUAGCCCAGAAUAUAGGAUUGCAGCCAAUAAUAGUGUCAGAGAAUCCGUACACAUACAUACACAUACGGUCAUACUCUUCACGUCUCUGUGUCAAUACAUCAAACGGUUUAUUCCGCGUCUACAACGAGGUCCACCAGAGCUGAAGCAUGGUGGCGUCAUUUAGACCCUUAAAAAUCUUUUGACAAAUUCAGGGACAUAUUAAAUACAGGAAACGUGACCUUGGAAGAUUCAGAAGAUUAUUUAGGUUAUUUUAAAAUUUGAAUCACAAAACCAUCUUGGAGCUUGCUCUUUUAAAGAAAGCACCUUGUAUAUUAAAAACCAAUAAAUGAGCUUUUGUUAUAUAUACAUCUUAACUAUAAAGAAAAAAAAGGAAAACUAUGGAUUCUGGGACAGAGGCACCGACCUAACCAUGUUUCCCAUGGGACACACUACGUGCUUCCUAGGUAGACAAUACUUGCCCGUCUCCAGAAGCAUGCCAUAAUAAUACAGAUGCUUUAGAAAGUGAGUCAUUGAGUCUUUUUGUGCAUCUUGCUGAGGCAUGCAAAUUCAUUGAACACCUGUCUCCAAAAAAUUUCUCAGAAGGUUUAUUAUUAUAAUCCUCCCAGAGACAGUUUAUUAACUGUAGCAGAAAUCUGAAUUGUUUCCUUCUGGAAAACACCUCCACAGAAAUAACUCCUUUGGAAAACGGCAUGGGGACGCUGUAUGACCCUUCCCAACUAGUGUUCGUUGAAAGACUUGGGUAGUUGAAAGUAAGAACAGUGAACAUAGAGACAGUAAUGGAACUGGAAAUCGGAUAGAGUAUUUGAUUGGGUCCUUAAUAAUAAUGGAUCCAAACCUCUCCAAACUAUGCCAGUCCAUUUUAUGUCUCUUGCGUUCAUGCUCCCGUCUCUCUGAUACACAAACGUGGAUUUAUAACGGCAUUUAAAUUUGGCAAACAUCCUGAAUUAUUUAUAGCCUAAAAGCUUUCCUGUAUUAAAACCACCCGGUUUUAUUGAUGUAACUUCCUAAUCGUACCCUCACUCACCAUUCUGAAUUCCUUUUUCUGAGCUAAGUGGAAUCAGGUCUGGAGUCUGUGGUUCUCUCCAGAUCUGCGGAGCUCAUUCUUAGAAGGCUGUCCUGCAAGUUACAGGGACACAAAUUUGGCCUUGCUCCACCGCUAGAAACCUUGAGUUCGGAUCGGCGGUCUUCUCAUUUUUCCCUCCCAGGCUCCCCAAUGUCUAUUAGAAAGGAGACUGAGUCCCGGAGUAGGAAGCAAUUCAUCAUUCUCCAGGCUCAAGACAGAGAGAAACACUGAAAUCCGGAGAGCCCCAGGGCCACUCGGAGAGAGUCCCACUUUUCUUGCUGCCUGGAAACAAAAAAAGGAGAGCCGACUUCUCCCGUGAGUCUAGGGCCCUAGUGACCAGGACCGGUUUGAGUGAGGGGUGUGUGACGUGGGCUGCGCCAGCCCAGUGCUCAGGCGCGGGGUCGAAAUACACCUGGACUUCAAAGCAUGGACCACCUUCCCCACCGUCCUCACUCGUAGCCUCCUUCCCUCUCAGCUCUAGGAGACGAAGGCCAUUGCUUAUUGACGAUGUGAAAGUGCUCCAGAAGCACCCAGUGUUCUCGCCGCGGAGGGGUGAGGGCGAGAAUCCCUGCCUUCUUUAGUUGCCCAGAAUCCCAGAGCACAGUCAGAAAUGUCCCAAGCAGACACCCUCCCGGUCAGGGACCUGCUGGUCCCCUUCACGGCCACGUGGAAGUUCACCGUGAAAACAUCAGCUUGGGUGCCCAGAUCAAAUGUGUGUCCCCGACUGUGGCCUGUGCCGCUCACGCCGUCGUGGAAGUGUGAAAGAUGAGAGUGUUCUCCCCGGUUUUCAAUAAACCUUCCAGGCUGCAAUAACUGGGAUGGUUUUCGGUUAAAGCCCUAUCUGUGCUCUUUAUUUAUUAGCUGAAAUGAAAGCAGGCAUAUUCGCUCACUUUCCUUUCUUCUUUCCUGAGUGUUUUAUUAAAACGUCUCCCUUGGUUAUCUGUUAUCUGUUGCACUUGCAACGUGUAGCCAAUAAAUCUGUUCCAUUGCCAUCCGAGGAAUAGAAAAGCUCGCCAUACAAAUUACAUUUCAAAACAAACCCUAAUAAAUCCGCAUUUCUGCAUGGCUCGCUCACCUGGAAUAAUGCCUUUCAUUCACUACGUUCUUAUGGGGCAGAACACUUUCAUAAGCAGGAUUGGUUGUGUU
Molecule: messenger RNA, 3542 nt
Organism: Enhydra lutris kenyoni (northern sea otter)
Lineage: Eukaryota; Metazoa; Chordata; Mammalia; Carnivora; Mustelidae
Product: platelet derived growth factor D
Exons: 7
Coding region: 32-1144 (370 amino acids)
Biological process (GO): positive regulation of phosphatidylinositol 3-kinase/protein kinase B signal transduction; platelet-derived growth factor receptor signaling pathway; positive regulation of MAP kinase activity
Cellular component (GO): membrane
Molecular function (GO): platelet-derived growth factor receptor binding; growth factor activity
Source: RefSeq, a predicted model, not a curated record